AUGUAUGGUCAAGGGAGUACUAAUCACCAGUCUGGCAGCCAAGGUCCUCAAACACCGAUUGCCCCUCCAUACUUGCACCGUUCACCUCCUCUUCCCCACGGUUUCCAACAAGGUCCUCUACCUCCGCCACCUCCUCACACUAGUCAGCCAAGUUUUCCUGGAUAUCAGCAUGCUCCUCUGCCCCAGCAUCUUGCAGUUCGGCAACAUGCACCUGGCAGGAUGCCGAACCCGGGUCAGCCUUAUUUACACUCUUCUGCAGCAGUUCAUGGAAGUGCUCCUUUGUCACAUAUUUAUGCACCUGUGCAGCAAAAUUCGCAGCAUUCUUCCUAUUUAGCAUCAAGACUUCCUCCCCCUCCUCCCUUUGAUUCACAUCGUCCUGAAAUGUUACAGGCCUUGCUGCCUCAUAGAAGUUUUCCUCCUCCACCACCUUUACAAGGUCAGGGAUUUUAUAGAUCUCCAGUUCAUUCAUUGCCAAAACAGCCAGCUGGUGUGCAGGGUCAUAUUCCCCUCCCAUCUCCCUCACCCCUUCCUCCAACUUCCAGUUUCCUGACUUCUGCUCUCUCUGGGAGUUCUGCCGAGUCUAAUGUUGGAAAUCCUCUAAUGCAUUCCACAGCUCCCCCACCACUGCCUCCGCCACCGAACUCUUCUGUACCCCCCAUUCCACCUUCUCCUCCGCCUAACUCUCACAUGAUGCCAUUAUCUGCACCUGUCCUGGAUGGCUCCAUUCCACAAUUUCACUCUGAUUUUGCUUCCAAUUCCAGCAAACCUUCUGGUGAUAAAUUGGGCUCUACUAGUUCCGUCAAUGAAGUUAUUCCUCUCAAUCAGGGUGGACAUAAUGUUCCUGUUCGUGAUUGCAACUUAUAUCUGGAAGGUGGAAGGGGCACUGAGACUGGUUGUAAAUUGGAUGAAGGAAAGAUUUUUUCCCAACCCAGUCAUUUGAUGGUUGCAGUUGGAUCCCACUUGUCUGCUGACUCUGAUAUGGAGAUGGAAGAUGAUAUUACAGAGUCUGAAAAUGACCAGGCAGCGAGUCACCCUAUUGGAGGUGUAACUCAUGGUAAUCAUUUGAUAGCUGGAACAUCUGAUGUGAGAGAGCAGUUGCAUGAACUGCAGAGUUCAGCACAAUCUGAUGCUGCCACAACGGUUUUAUCUGUCUCUGACUCCUCUGGGCUGGAUUUUGGUGAACAAGGGUCAAAACUCAUCCCUUGUCAUAACCAAUUGAUAUUUGGGAAGUCAGUUUCUGAAGUUCAUAGCCCGGUCAUUAAUUCAGCUGAAGCUGAUGAAAAAAGUGCAUUAAGGGUCAUGGCUGCUGCUGGAUGCUUCGAUUCUGAUAAGGAUUCUGGUGAAGUUUUAAAAGGCAGUAGCCCAAUCAAACUUGUGCAAGAUUAUGCUUCUGAGGACUGCUCAGAAAAUAAUGAGGAUCUCUGUUUGAAAGAUGAAAUUCCUAAAACUGCCUCAAACUUAGUUACAGGUGGUUUUGAAGAUUUGCAGCAGCAAGAACUGCCCUAUGGUUUGGAUCAUUCUGGUUCUGAUAAUGUGUGUGGUCUAUCUGCAAAGGUGGAUUCUUCAUCUGUAUUUCCACCAGAUAUUCUGGACUCAAAUCAGCCGUCUCGCUUACCUGAUUCUGGACAGUUCAACUCCAGAUUCAGUUCUGAUGUUUUAAGGCAAGAAAAUGUUGCAUCCUACUCUAGUAAUUAUGAUCAUUCUUCACGUUUGAUCCAUGCUUCACUUGAUGGACAAGGUAUCAGUGUUGGAUCAAGAGAAUCAGUCCCUUCACCCAAUUCUGCCAGGGUUGUUGCACAAAUUAUUCCUAGCUCAGGAAGUGAUCAGUAUGAUCCUUUUUUCGACAGCAUUGAGCCAACUUCAAACUCAUUUAAGAGACUUGAUCACAUUCAGAAGUGGGAACCCAUUGACCCUGACGUUAUGCUGAGGCUUAGUGCCUCAAACAAAUCAUUGGAUGCUGAAGAAAACAAGAAAGAAGUCAGAAGCGUUGCUGUUUCUACAUCUCUUGAUAAUGAGGAGUUUGGUGAGAUUGCUGAUGCAGAAGUGGGUGAUGUUGAGAAUCAGAGCCAGAGUACUCCUGAUGUAGUGAAUGUGAAUAUCGGUGAUAUGGAGAUUGAUCAGAUUAAGUCUCCGAGGAAGAGCAAAAAGAGCAAGGAGUCCAGAUCAAUGAAGCUCUUCAAGGUUACCCUUGCAGAUUUUGUGAAGGAGGUUUUAAAGCCAUCAUGGCGACAGGGUAACAUGAGUAAGGAAGCAUUUAAGACUAUUGUCAAGAAGACGGUUGAUAAGGUUGCAGGAGCGAUGAAGAGCCAUCAAAUACCCAAGUCCAAGGCAAAAAUAGAUCACUACAUUGACACAUCACAAUGGAAAUUAACAAAACUUGUGAUGGGUUAUGUUGAUAAGUAUGCCAAGGGCCCUACCGCAAUAGAGAGGUCAUCGAGCAUUCCUUUUCAAGAGUGUAUCAUAACAAACAUGAUUCCCAGUGUUGGAGCAGACUCGUUCUCCAGAGCGUACAGUCAAUCUAGUUAG
Messenger RNA from Dovyalis caffra, 2526 nucleotides. The record is from the annotation of a GenBank genome assembly. Lineage: Eukaryota; Viridiplantae; Streptophyta; Magnoliopsida; Malpighiales; Salicaceae.